AUGGCCCUCGCUCGCGAUAUCCCGGGCUACGUGCUUCCGGCGCCGUUCAACACUCCCACCUCAACCGUUCCGGACCCGCUCAAUCUGUUCAUGAACAUCCCGGUAACUAACCUUGCGGAGUCGUUGCAUGAGAGCAACACGUCUGCAGGCGGGGGUUUAAGUUUCAAGCCAACGGUGUGCGAGAAGGGCGGCCAAGUCGUGUUCGAAGCGCUGGUCAGUUGCGUUGUCGUCAUGAGCUGUUGUCCCCAGGAUUUGGUGCCCGAGGUCAACGGCGGGAUCAUACACGACUGUCAUUUCGUUGUCGAAGGCUAG
Molecule: messenger RNA, 312 nt
Organism: Fonsecaea multimorphosa CBS 102226
Lineage: Eukaryota; Fungi; Ascomycota; Eurotiomycetes; Chaetothyriales; Herpotrichiellaceae
Exons: 1
Coding region: 1-312 (103 amino acids)
Source: RefSeq, a predicted model, not a curated record